Molecule: messenger RNA, 393 nt
Organism: Histoplasma capsulatum G186AR
Lineage: Eukaryota; Fungi; Ascomycota; Eurotiomycetes; Onygenales; Ajellomycetaceae
Exons: 1
Coding region: 1-393 (130 amino acids)
Source: RefSeq, a predicted model, not a curated record
AUGCUUUCGCGACCCUCUGCAUCGUUGAGGAAAAUAUUUAUCCCACCCUGGUCCCUCCUUCAAUCGUGCCAAACAGAAUCGCAUAUAUUCUCUCCGCAUGUUAGAAAAGGAAACGGCUGCACACGGAAGCCUAUCGCAGGUCUGGCUACACUGUGGUCGGGCAAGAGACACUUCUGUUCAACCCCGAGGGUAUCAGCUGUGGAAACCAUUUCGCAAGCCAAGGGUUCUGGUCUGGUUGAUAUCAAGCUUAUCGAUCAUCGAUAUGAGUAUGAACUUCUCGCUGGCUUCUGGACAAGUACUCAGGCUGCGAUAUCUAUAUUAAUCAAUGUUCCUAGUGCCCUUGUUGUUGGUGCAGGCGGAGCAGGUCUCAUGGCCGCCGUCGGCCUUGCAUAA